UUGAGGCAAAAGAAUGAAACGUCAAAUUGAUCGUCGAAAAGUCAGACGCGCUGAAAAAAAAACAAUAACGUAAACACACACGAAGGAAAGUGCGUCUUGUGGAAUUAUAAUUUAUUAUCGAUCAUUCAAAAUGGGAGGAUGGGCGUUAGAAAUUGGAAAAAUGGCACUCUAUAUGACCUUCCCUGUGGCAAUGUUCCACUGGUUCAAUCAACCGGAAUAUUUCGAGAAAUGGGUAACCGAUACUAGGCGGCAGCUGUAUCCUCCAGAAAACCCGGAGCAUCGAGCCGAGAUAGAAAAAUGUAUCCGUAACGUACGUGAGCGCCAUGACCAGGAGCUCCUGAAAGCAUUGGAAGAGAUGGAGCAGAAAGAUAAAAAAUAAUCGGUGAAGAUACAUUCGGUCAUCGCAAUGUACAUAAUUUGUAUUUGUUUAGUGUAAAAUUGAAGCUUGUAGGAAAAUAUAUAAAAAGCGUCAUAGCAGAACGUUUUAAACGAUAA
Anopheles funestus (African malaria mosquito) is the source of this 495-nucleotide messenger RNA. Its product is annotated as protein PET100 homolog, mitochondrial. The coding region runs from base 131 to 379 and encodes 82 amino acids. The transcript has 2 exons. NCBI's taxonomy places the organism in Eukaryota, Metazoa, Arthropoda, Insecta, Diptera, Culicidae. Gene Ontology annotation, biological process: mitochondrial respiratory chain complex IV assembly. The record is from RefSeq and is a predicted model, not a curated record. Gene Ontology annotation, cellular component: mitochondrial inner membrane; mitochondrion.